AUGACGUCUAAUUUCAAUUCCAGUCGAUCCAACACAAUAUCUCCUAAUCAACAUGUCAUAUCAGACUACUCAGACCUAUAUGACGAGUACCUGGUAGAUGAAGGCCGUUCGAGGCCUUCUGCAAUCAAUACCUUUGUGGAUCAAAAGGCUAGUGGUGUGCGGUCAGGAUCCUCUGAUUUCAUUCCAUAUACAAAAGAACAACUCUUGAAGAGAAAUCUUUGUGAGACCCUAGGGGAUGCAGAUGCAACGUCAGAUUAUGACGAGGAAGAAUGUUCGUCCUCAGAGGAAGAGAUUUCGACUCUGGAUAAAGAUCGGAUAUUGAUACCAGAAUCAUCUCCUGAGUGGCAGCAGAAGGGUGCAGCUCAAAUUCUGGAGAAAGUGAGAGCAGCCGAUGGAACUUCGGUAACCAGGGUUGUUAGGAAAUCUAUCAAAGACUUCAAAUUAGGAAAAGAGUUAGGUGAAGGCUCCUACUCGACUGUGGUGUUGGGGUCAGAUCUAUCUACUGGACGUGACUACGCGAUCAAAAUACUCAAUAAAAGACACAUAAUUAAGGAGAAAAAAGUGAAGUAUGUCAAUAUCGAAAAGAAUGCGCUCAACCGAUUGGGAAAAGGCCAUGGAAUCAUCCACUUGUUUUAUACCUUUCAAGACGAGCAAAAUCUUUACUUCGUUCUUGACUACGCCCCAAAUGGAGAGCUUUUGUCGCUGAUAAAGAAGCAUGGUACAAUGGAUGAGGAGUCCGUUAGGUACUACUCUACUCAGUUAGUUGAUGCGAUCGAUUAUAUGCAUAGAAACGGCGUGAUACACCGAGACAUCAAACCAGAAAACAUCUUGCUGAAUGCUGACAUGAAAAUCAAAAUUACAGACUUUGGCACAGCCAGAAUAUUGGAUCCGAACGACAACGGGGUUUAUCCUUCAGACGUGAGAGCUAACUCUUUUGUGGGCACCGCUGAAUACGUUUCUCCAGAAUUGCUGAAUGACAAAUAUUGCGGCAAGGCUGCAGACGUUUGGGCUUUGGGUUGCAUAAUAUACCAAAUGAUUGCUGGAAAACCACCUUUCAAAGCAACCAAUGAAUACCUCACGUUCCAAAAGGUGCUUAAGCUUCAAUACGCUUUCAGUGCUGGAUUUCCAAUGGUGAUCAGAGAUUUGGUGAAACGCAUUUUGGUUUUGAAGCCUAAGGACAGAAUCACAAUCCAAGAGAUCAAGAAACAUUAUUUUUUCAAGGAUGUUGACUGGGAUGACAUGCACGCAAUCUGGUCAAUGCCUCCACCCGAGCUUGGUCCUUACAAAAUGUCUGCAAAGUCAAUGCUUCCUGUUCCCGAACUGAACAAAAGCACACAAAGUUUAUCUCCAGCCGGGACCAAACGGAUCGCCAGUGCUGGAAGUAGAAGUGCCUCAACCACCAAUAUUUUGAACUCUAAUAAUCUGGCUUCUAGUGCAGCUUCAACUCCCACGAGCACGAAUGGAACCAUAUUUGGUUUGCCAAACCCUAUGGAACCAAAGAAGACAAGUUCUUCCCCAGUCUUGCCCACAGAAAAAACACUAAACAAUCCUCUAUCUACCGCAGCUGCCGUUGCCACGACAAAGAAAUUGCUUUCGGAGCCUAUCAAAAUCCCAUACUUAGGAGGCAACAAUCAGUCUCAAGGAAGAACGGGUCGUUUUGAUGCAUCAAAGGCUAAUAGCAAUCUUCAGUACUCAAUUUUGGGAUCCAAACAGAAUUCAACAACAUACAACGGCGUAUCUGCUCAGGAUGCGGGUGGUAAGUCAUCGCCCAAAUUGGAAGCACCUCCUGCCUUCAAUUCUGCCAGUUUUGCCAGUUCUCCAUCCUCAACUCUAUCCAGCUAUUCAAUUCAGCAAAAACAAGGUUCUACACAGAACUUUGACGUGAUCCCAGGUACCAACAUUCCGAGACCCGUUCUUAAUACUCGUAUUAACGCGUCGAAUAGCUUUCGGAAGACCUCUGGAGCAUCGGGAUCUAAGUCCAAACAGCCUACUAUCACUGGCUUCAAGUCAGAAGACAUCCCCCCUAUGUCUGUCCUUGACCUCACGUGGGUCAAUUUUCUGAUUCAUCCUGACGAAAGGGUUUUGAAAGCAGGUAUUGUGCAAGCUAGCAAGUAUUCGACAGAGUCAUUUGAAAAGAAAUACAAAGGAAUGCUAGCAGAAUCACCAUUGGGCUAUAAGAAUAAAGAGUUGUUGAACUCUUCAAAUCCUGGAAUGCUAGGGCAGGCUUCCUCCUUAAGAAAAAAGUCGGUCGCAUCUCUCCAAAGUCUAGACAACGCAAUUACAUUCAUUGAGCACGAGACAACAGAAAACCAUGAAGAUGAGGAUUCACCAAAAGAUGUCUCUUCAGAAAGAAUGACGAAGCUGAAAAACUUGUUUCAUAAGACUCCAGCGGAUCCAGUCGCAAAGCAACGGACUCUGGUGAUUACCACCUUUGGCCGUGCAAUGUUGUUUGUGGAAAAUCAUGAUCGCAAUAAAGAAAAAUACCAGUGCGUCAGUGAGAUUGACCUCGUCAAUUCCUCAGUGCACUUCAGAGAGGUAAUAGGGGACCGAAGAUCCAAAAACGCUUCAUCGGGUAUUUUCGCUAUUGUUUCCAAUAAUGUGAGUUUGGCUUUUGAAGUAGAUAAGCAGGAUCUUUCUGCUUGGACAAACUCACUAGCUAAGUCCAGGUUUAUGCAACAGGAACGACACAUUUACAUGCUUAUUGAAAAUGAUCCCGCAGGUGACUCAGGUAUGGCCACGGGGAACCAAGCUGCCUCUCGUGCAGCCAACAUGGCAAUGUCCUCUCCGAUUGAAACCUCUCCCCGACUUUCUGCUGAGCUGCCUUUUGCAUCCUCUCAUUCAGAUGAAGGUCUUCGAGAAUUACCGCCGAGCACGGAAUUAGGUCACAAUACUACAGGCUCACCAAAGGUGCAACCAGCAAGUAAAGUCAGAAGAAAGCCUCCACCAUUGGGAAGUCAGUUCCCAACAUCCAUGAGGCCCGAUACGGAAACCAAUUCUGGCAAGUCACAAAGCCAGCAGCGGCCGGAUCCAAGCACUAGGAAAGUUUUGUAUGAAAAUUCUCCGAUGAUAUCUGCAGCUAUCAGCAAAGCACUCAAAAACACAACUAUCUCCUCUGAGAGUGAUUACAACGGGCUAUCAAACACUCGAAACUCGAGCUUUACGCAUAAGUCUGCUAGCUUGGCUUCUAAAACAGGCAACACGGGCAGCAACAAUCAUGGCUCGAGUCCACGUUUGGUGACAUCCAUGAAUUCCAAACUUCUCGCUCGAACUACCCGAAAGAAACGUUAA
Messenger RNA from Ogataea angusta, 3288 nucleotides. RefSeq lists its product as uncharacterized. The record is from RefSeq and is a predicted model, not a curated record. Lineage: Eukaryota; Fungi; Ascomycota; Pichiomycetes; Pichiales; Pichiaceae. Bases 1 to 3288 code for a protein of 1095 amino acids. Gene Ontology annotation, molecular function: protein serine/threonine kinase activity; ATP binding. The transcript has a single exon. Gene Ontology annotation, biological process: peptidyl-serine phosphorylation; intracellular signal transduction.